CUGCUGCUGCUGCUGCUCUGCGGGGCGGCGGGGCUGGGGCGCGGCGGCGCUCCCCGCCUGCUCCGCUUCUCCGGGCAGGUGCCCGAGAACAGCCCGGCGGGGACGCGGGUGCGGGGCUUGCGGGUGCCGCUGCGGAGGCUGCUGGGCCCCGGGGAGCCGGCCGGGGAGUGGGCGCUGGAGGGCGACGGCGCCUCCCGCUUCUCCCUCCAGCGGCGGGCGGGCGGCGGGCGGGGUCUGCUGCUGCUCCGCACGGCCGAGCGCCUGGACAGGGAGGCGCAGCCCGAGUACGGGCUCCGGCUGCGGCGGCGGUGGCGGGCGGGACGGUCCCCCCGGGAGGCGCUGCUGCGGGUCCGGGUCCUGGACCGCAACGACCACCGGCCGCGCCUGCCGCCGGCGCGUCCGCUGGAGGUGGACGAGCUGGCCCCGCUGGGCACGGAGGUGGCCCGGCUCCGCGCCUCGGACAGCGACGAGGGGGCCAACGCGCGCCUCACCUACCGCCCCUGGCCGCCGGGCGCCGGCAGCCGCCUGCUCUUCGUCGUGCCCCGCAGCGGGCAGGUGCUGACCGUGGGCUCGCUGCUGGGGCUGCGCCGGCUCCGCCUCUGCGUCGCGGCUCACGACCACGGCCGGCCGCGGCCGCUGCGCAGCCCCGCGCGGUGCCUGCGCCUGGCCGAAGAUGAUGAAAUGGUGGGAGGCUUUGAGCAUCCAUUUUUUAUCUGA
Molecule: messenger RNA, 717 nt
Organism: Gymnogyps californianus (California condor)
Lineage: Eukaryota; Metazoa; Chordata; Aves; Accipitriformes; Cathartidae
Product: protocadherin-8-like
Exons: 2
Biological process (GO): homophilic cell-cell adhesion
Cellular component (GO): membrane
Molecular function (GO): calcium ion binding
Source: RefSeq, a predicted model, not a curated record